CCGCCGUCACAACGCGUUUGGCCGUGUGUAGGACGAGGAGAACGCAGCUAGGGCGCUCGAUAUCACCACCACCACCACCACCACCACCACCGCGUCCACGUUCGGCGUAUUAUUUUUCACGUAUACGAAUACACACGCUGCGCGGGCGGCGGUAACGUAGUGGAUUUAUUACCCUCUGGUGCGCGUGCCCAUCACACCCUCAGUCGUCCCUUGUGCGCGGCACAGACGUACCGUGAGCACGAUAAGAAGUGAAGGAGAGCGAUCGAGCGAGAACCGCAAUCAAAAGACUUGUUCGUACGUGGAGUGCGACCAACGUAUAGAUCCGAGUGAGUGGCGCGCGCCAGCACUCGCAUCACCGAUAUUGGCUCCUGUCGAAGUUCCGCCCCGCGAGAAACUUCGUGAUUCCAUCGCGUCGCCCGUGGCCAACACAUUUUGCAAAGGCGCACGACCCGUUGUUAACACUACGUCCUGCUCUCUGUAAACCAGGCCGUGACGAUGAGCGAGAAACAAAUGGUCAAAGACGUGGAGAAACAGGCUCCCGCGCCCAAAAAUCAGGGCUUGAACGGAAGACUGCUGUUUGCCAUCAUAGCGUCGGCUUUUGGCUCCGCAUUCCAACACGGAUACAACACCGGCGUGGUUAACGCUCCCCAAACGUUGAUCGAAAAUUGGAUUCGCUCCGUGAUAUCGGAGAGAAACGGUGGAGCUAUCGUGGAAAAAUCACAAGUUACCCUGAUAUGGGCCGUAGCUGUCGCGAUUUUCUGUUUCGGCGGUAUGAUCGGUGGUUUGAUGACCGGAAUCGUCGCCGAGAAGUUUGGCCGGAAAGGUGGUUUACUCGUAUCCAACUCGUUAGUCGUUGUAUCGUCUCUACUCCAAGGUGUUUCGAAAAUGUAUUCGUCUUACGAAUUGAUCAUAAUCGGACGGUUCCUAAUCGGUAUCAACUCAGGACUUAACGCUGGUCUGGCUCCGAUGUAUCUCGCUGAAAUUUCUCCAAUGAAUCUCCGUGGAUCUGUCGGAACAGUUUACCAGCUAGUCGUUACCAUUUCGAUAUUAGUUUCUCAAAUAUUGGGUUUGGAUUACAUCCUGGGUACGCCAGACAAGUGGCCCGUUUUGUUGGCGCUCAUUAUCGUGCCUGGUAUAUUCAUGUUCGUGACAUUGCCUUUCUGCCCAGAAUCACCCAAGUACACGUUAAUCAACAGGAAGAAAGACAUUGAAGCGGAAAAAGGAUUACAAUGGCUGAGAGGAACGCUCGAAGUGCACGACGAAAUGGACGAGAUGAGAGCCGAAAACGAGGCAAUGAAGGUGAUCCCUCGAGUAACUCUCCGCGAGAUGCUGUCGAACCCAAUGUUGAAAAUCCCACUCGGAAUAUCUGUGAUGAUCAUGUUGUGCCAACAGUUAUCCGGUAUUAACGCCGUCAUGUUCUUCUCAACGAAAAUCUUCGAAAUGGCUCAAAUGUCUCCCGAUGGCGCCAAAUACGCUACCCUUGGCAUGGGCUCGCUCAACGUGAUAAUGACAUUGACCUCUCUAUUCCUGGUCGAACUCUCCGGCCGCAAAACUUUGUUACUUAUCGGAUUCUCUGCCAUGUUUAUCGACACCGUGUUGCUGACUAUUGCUCUGAUGUUUGUGACAACAUACGUUUGGGUGUCUUAUUUAGCCAUUAUUUUCGUGAUGGUGUUCGUGGUCGCGUUCGCCGUCGGACCCGGAUCCAUUCCGUGGUUCUUGGUUUCCGAACUGUUCAACUCGUCUGCCCGACCAUUAGCCACCAGUAUAGCCGUUGGAGUCAAUUGGACGGCUAACUUCGUCGUCGGACUAGGAUUCCUACCCUUACAGGAAAUAUUGGGCUCCAACGUGUUCCUCAUAUUCGUCGUGUUGCUCGGUUUGUUCGUGCUAUACGUUUACAAGAAAGUGCCCGAAACCAAAAACAAGACGUUGGAAGAGAUUCAAAUGUUUUUCAGACAGGAGUCGUACAAAUAAUCGUCCGGUGUCCUGCGCGGUAAUAGGAAUACGCGACGCACCGAUUGAGAUAUUCCUCAUCAGCCUGAAACUACAAAUAUAUAAUAUAUAUAUAUAUAUAUAUAUAAUACAUU
Sipha flava (yellow sugarcane aphid) is the source of this 2084-nucleotide messenger RNA. Its product is annotated as solute carrier family 2, facilitated glucose transporter member 1-like. Gene Ontology annotation, cellular component: membrane. The record is from RefSeq and is a predicted model, not a curated record. Bases 496 to 1971 code for a protein of 491 amino acids. Gene Ontology annotation, biological process: monosaccharide transmembrane transport. The transcript has 9 exons. Gene Ontology annotation, molecular function: hexose transmembrane transporter activity. NCBI's taxonomy places the organism in Eukaryota, Metazoa, Arthropoda, Insecta, Hemiptera, Aphididae.